Molecule: messenger RNA, 985 nt
Organism: Phalaenopsis equestris
Lineage: Eukaryota; Viridiplantae; Streptophyta; Magnoliopsida; Asparagales; Orchidaceae
Exons: 4
Coding region: 78-662 (194 amino acids)
Biological process (GO): protein insertion into mitochondrial inner membrane
Cellular component (GO): TIM22 mitochondrial import inner membrane insertion complex
Molecular function (GO): transmembrane protein transporter activity
Source: RefSeq, a predicted model, not a curated record
UAGGCAAUAAUUUCUCCUCUAGCCCUUGCCUGUCGUCUCAUCGUCGUAUACCGAAGCCGGCGAAAGCGAUCACAGCAAUGACAAAUUCCGACGGAGAGCCCCUGAGAAAUCACUCUGCCGACGGUUGGAAAGAACGCAUCAUUGUCCCAACUAUAAUCGCAGGGGCGGUAGGUGCAGCAGCCGGACUGGUAUCCAAGAACAGAAUGAGUCUUGGAGCCGUUAACGUGUCCGCAGCUUAUGCCUCCAACAUGGCCAUUGUUGCCGCAUGCUAUUGUGGAGCACGUGAAGUUGCAAGAGAUGCUCGCAAAUCAGAACCAGAUGAUCUAAUUAAUUCAGCAGUUGGGGGAUUUACCAGUGGAGCUCUUCUUGGGCGGCUUCAAGGUGGCCAGUUUGGAGCAAUCCGUUAUUCUGUGAUAUUUGCAGUCGUUGGGACGGCUUUUGACUUUACUACACUGAAGCUAACGCCUAUCUUGCAGCACUUCAUAAGGACCGCAUCUGAAGUGAAAUCCCAGAAAAAUGAUGGCAGCAGCUCAAGCUGGUGGAGAAUACCUGAGUGGUCUCCAAUUCAGAUAUUGGACGAAGAGGCUUUGGCUGCAAAGCGAGCUCGUGAGCAAAAAAUUUAUGCUCAGAGAGUGCUAAGCAAACUAGAAGAAGAAUCUUAAGUUCUGGAAGUGCCUUUGCAAAUCUCCUGACUUUCUUUUCAGCCUACUAGUUGCAGGUGGCAUAAGAUUUUCGAUUGGUUCCUGUUAUUAUAACCGACCUUUCAUGAUUCUUGGCAAAAGGAAAGGUCAAAUUCUAUCCAUAAAAAAAAUCAUCAAAAUCUUGCAAGAUUUGGGAGAUCACAUAAGGAGAUAAACUGUUAAAAUUUGAAUAUACAUUAGUAUAUAAUUUUGUAUAAUGAGCUUGCCUUUGUUGUGGACUUAAACAUGUAUAGUAAUAUAGGUGAUACCAAGGAUUUUCUGGCAUGUUAAAUUUUUUUUUUUCU